Molecule: messenger RNA, 2107 nt
Organism: Acyrthosiphon pisum (pea aphid)
Lineage: Eukaryota; Metazoa; Arthropoda; Insecta; Hemiptera; Aphididae
Gene: Orc4
Product: origin recognition complex subunit 4
Exons: 8
Coding region: 349-1596 (415 amino acids)
Biological process (GO): DNA replication initiation; DNA replication
Cellular component (GO): nucleus; nuclear origin of replication recognition complex
Molecular function (GO): ATP binding; DNA replication origin binding; ATP hydrolysis activity
Source: RefSeq, a predicted model, not a curated record
ACCAUUUUAACCAUGGCUAAAGAUAUAUAGAUAUUUGUUAUAUCUUUAAUCUUUUACCGCCAAACUUUCCCUUAUCAGCUGAUUUCAGUAUUUAAGUUUUCUAACUUUCGCAGUAUUAUUGCAGUAAAGUUCACUUCGCUUGUCCCAACAUAGUCGACUGCUUACUAUUUUAUUGUUUAGUCCGUAGUUACUACUUAUUAUAUAGUCAUUAUAAUAUAUAAUUAUAGUCGUUGUUUGGUGGCUCUAUAAUAGUUCAUCAAUAUCCAUUACUCAUUGGUUAUUACGAUCACUGACACUGAUCGCUGCUCUCGACUAUUUGGGAUCAGACGUUUUAAACGUAUAAAGAUUAUGGGAAUCGAUUUUGGUGUAUGUAUUCAGAAUAUGAAAAAAAAACUUAUUUUGAAUGACCAACUAUAUGGAUUUGACAAAGAACAAAAUGAACUCAUACAGAUUAUUAAAAAAACUACUGAUUUCGGAGAGAGUGACUCAAUGAUUAUACUUGGGCCUCGUGGUUGUGGAAAAUCAAUGUUAUUGGAAUCGGUUAUAAAAUCUCUUUCACCUGAAUCACAUACACUUGUAUUAUUAAACGGUCUCAUUCAUACUGAUGAUAAUUUAGCACUUAAAAGUAUUAUACAACAACUCCAAAUGGAAAAUUUGGAUGGAACUUUUGCUGAAGGGUCGUAUGCUGAUAAUAUAAGUUUUUUAUUGGAGAGCUUCCGUGCGGGAAACAAAACAGCUUCAAAAUCAAUUAUUAUGGUAUUAGAUAAAUUUGAUAUGUUUUGUUCUCAUACUAAUCAAACAUUGUUGUAUAAUUUGUUUGAUUCUGUUCAAUCUCAACAAAGCCCAUUGUGUAUUAUUGGCUUAACAUCACGUAUUGAUGUUAUUGAAUUACUUGAAAAACGAGUCAAAUCAAGGUUUUCCCAUAAUAUAAUGAUGUUGAAACCUCCAUCAGAAAUUAGUCAAUUAUUAGAAAGAUUUAAACAUUCACUUAUAAUAAACAAACAUUGUAAAGUAAAGGCCGAUGUUUUGAAAAACUGGAACAAUAAUAUUGAAUUAUUAAUAUCAGAUGUAAGAAUACAAAAUUUGAUGAAGGAUCUAUUGAAAUCAAGCAACAACAGUACAAAAUUAAAUCUUCUUAUUUUUACUGCACUUACAAAUUUGUCAAAUGACUUAAUAUUGACCGUUGAAAAUUUAACAAAUAAUUACACUACAUUGUUUAAAAAAGAUAUGAUUCUUGUACAUUUGUUAGGACUAUCAGUUCUUGAACUUUGUUUAAUGAUUUCAAUUUGCCAUCACUCAGAAAUCUAUGAUCAAGAACCAUUUAAUUUUGAAAUGAUUUAUGAUCGGUAUUGUAAAUUUGCAUUACGAAAUUCAACAUUGCUUGUAACAAAAAGACAAGUUAUCAUAAAAGCUUUUGAAAGAAUAUCAGUAAUGCAAUUGAUACUACCUGUAGCAGUUAUAGAGAAUAAAAAUGUAUUAAGAGAAUAUCGACUAUACAAGUGUUCAAUCAAUCUCGAUAAAGUGAAAACAGCUUCUAAUUUAUAUUUCAGACUACCUCCAGUCAUAUUACAAUGGAUAGAUAGUAAUAUAAUUUAAAUUAUUGUAUCAUUUUUUAUUGAUAAUGUAUGUAAUAUGCUGCUCAAUAAAUACAUUUUCUACUUAAGUAUUAAUUAAUAUUAAUAACUAUUGGAUGAAUACAUAUCAAAAUGUAUUAAUGGUUUUAUUUUUACUAUUAGUAAUUAUUAAAAUAUAUUAUAAGUUUAUUUUAUUGUUAAACAUUUUUUACAAUAUGGCCAUAACAUUUGUAAAUUACAGUGUCAUAUAGGUAUUUUAAAGAGUGAAAAGGAUUAUAGGUAACACUAUAAUCCUAAUUCAACUUUGUUAUUAAACUGUGGCCAUUAAGAACCAAUUAAUAUAAAAAUAAGAUAUACCAAUACAUUUAGCUUAAAUAAUGCGGUUAAUCCAUUUUUUUAAAAAAUACAGUGUUUACUUUUAAUUGAUUCUUAGCUAACUAGUUAUAACUGUCACUUAAUACUUAAUAGUUAAUACUCGUUAGUCGUUUUAAAAAUACAAUAUAUUUUAAUAUAAAUAUUUUCUUUUACAAUAA